Molecule: messenger RNA, 12108 nt
Organism: Besnoitia besnoiti
Lineage: Eukaryota; Apicomplexa; Conoidasida; Eucoccidiorida; Sarcocystidae
Exons: 11
Coding region: 1-12108 (4035 amino acids)
Source: RefSeq, a predicted model, not a curated record
AUGGGGAAGGGCGAACUCGACGACGAGCCGCCUGGCCUGCAUGCGGCAGCCCACCUCGAUUUCCAGCCGAGGCUAGGGUCUGCGGACGACCCUCGGCAAGACGCGGAGGCUGGCGAGGACGCCAAGCGAAAGCAGGACGACUUCUCCGCUUCAUCUCAACCGCAGCCCUCGCAGACACCCAUCCGCCCUUUCUCGAGCCCCGUUUCGCCAGAUUAUCUCAGCUCUUGCGCUGCCAUGCGCAUGCAGGAGCAUGCGGACGCACAGACAGGGCUGGAGUCGACUUCCGAUACGCCGACUUGUCUUGAGUGCACCGGCGGCAGCCCGGGGUCGCAGGGCGCCGUCGCGUCGAACGGCGUAUCUCCCGGGCCGCCCGCGUGUCACUAUCCUCCUACGCAGUCAGCUGCACUGCAUGAGCGGAGACUGCAGCUGCAUGCCCGCCACCAGAGGCAGCACGCGCGCGUGGCGGCGGCCUGCAGCGCUGUGGAAGGCGAGCUGCUGACGCUGUGCGGCGAAACGAAGAAGAAAGCCCCUCACGUCAAGGAAGCAACGGAGAGGGCGCUUCUCCACAUCCAAGACUACCGAGACAAGGCCGAGGCCUCGGUGGAGACGCUCGCGCGCGCCGUCUCGUCGGCGACGUCCUUCGAAGAGGAGGCGGCCGCCGCGGAGGCGGCAGAGGCUGUCUUUCGCGCGUUUCCCGUCAAGGAGGUGCUUCGAGCGGCUCUGCAUGCGGUUCGCACGAACAGCUCCAAGAUCUCGCUGCUGGCGCUCUCGCUGCUUCAGCGUCUUCUCACCUCGCACCAACACCAGCUGCUGCUCGUCCCCUGCGCCCCUGAAGACUCGCUUCUCCUUCUGCCGCCGCAGCCCUCUGCGGCGCAACUCGCCCCUGGAGAGGGCGACGCCGACGCCGCGGCGGCGGAGCGCCCGUGGGGCGCGGGAGGAGACGAGGCGGGCGCGUGUUCCCCGCUGGAGUCCCCGUUCGCUUCCGCGGGCCCUUUGGAGGCGUCCGCAGACGUCUCGGGGCGGCAUCGUGCGGAGGCGUUGGCGGCGUUGGCGGCGACGGCUGCAUGCGACGUGCUGCUUCUCCUCGGCGUCCUGGAGGAGUUGUUGAUUGCGCACCCGGGGGCAGAUGAGCACUUUGUUCAGCUCAAGGUGCUGCAGACGGCGCUUCUUCUUUUGGCCCCAGACUCGGCCGUCGUCGCGGACGCCUCUGUCGCCCACCGCCUCCUGCGGCUCUUCCUUACCCUGUACUGCCGCACGCGUCCCGGGAGCGCAGCGUCUCUCGACGGCGUGGCUUUGUCGCCAGGCGUGAGUGGGGCCUCUGGUGCGGUCGCGAGCCCAGCGGCGGGCGGCCACAGCACUGCAGUCUUCCAUACGGCGUGCGCCGCCAUGUCACAGCUCGCCGCGUGUCUGGUCGACGCCGCCCGGCGCGCGCUGGACACGGAGACGCGGCGUAGACCCGCCGACCGGGGGCGACAGACGGCGCGCGAGCGCCGCGGAGGAGGGACAGCCGCGGACGAGCUGGCGGCCCGCAGGAGCAUGGGCGCUGAGGCGCUCAUUUUUGCGGCGUCUGAGGCCCUUCGGACUGCGCCGAGGGUCACCUCAGUCGAGGAGCUCCUCGCUGUCUCCUCUGCGCACCGCGGCGCGCCCGGGACGCCGCUCCAGCUCGUCGCCAGUGGCGCGCCGGCGGAGGCGCGAGAGCGCCAGCGGACAGCUGAGGAGGGCGAGGGCGGCGCGAGCUCCACGCGAGCGGAAGAUGACGCGACAAACCGGCAGGGGGAGGGAAGUGGCGGCGUCGAAACACGCGCCGAAUGCCCCGAAGACGCGACGCCUGCAGCCCCUGGGGGACCGACGGGGUGCACGCCCGCGGCGGUCGCGACUCUCGAGCAGUUGCUGACGCAGCUCUGCGCGAACUGUCGCGGAAGCGCCAGCUGCGGUGCGCCGUUCGCUGCAAGCCGCAGCUCGUCGCUGCUUAUCAGGAGCGGCGCCGAAAAUCCCCACGGCGAGGCAGCGGCUGACGCGCGGGACGCGGCGGAGAGCGUUGAGGGUCACGAGGACCCCCCGCUUCCCGGGGGCGAGCUGCCCGUCACGGGUCACAAGUCGAGCCCGAGUGUGCAGCGGGUUAGUUCCACAUGGUCGACGUUCUCCAGGCCCUCGUUUUCGGCGUUCUUCUCCUCUGCGUCAUUCUCAGGGCAAGCGCUGACGCGCGGCGUGGGCGAGGGCGUGAGCCGCGACGGCCGUGAGGGGCCCCGUGGGCGGCCGUCGUCGCAGCGGGGCGGCGCGGCCGACCUCCUGGUGCAGCUGCCGCGCGGCGUAGCUGUGCAGCUACUCGAGAACUGCCUGCACCGCGGGAGGCUGCUGUUUGUGCAGCACUGCGGCUUGAUGCGAGUUUUGAAGCAGGAGAUCUGCCCGGCCCUCCUAGACCUCUUGCUUCACCACGCCUACGAGUUCCCGAUCGUCGUGCGGGCGUUGCGCCUGCUGGUGUUUCUCGCGCAGCAGUACGCGCCGUUUCUUCUCAACGAGCUGUGUGUGCUGCUCCCCGCGAUGCUGCGCAGGGUCGAGGCUGACGCGCCCCUCUGGCAGCGCGUCGUCGUGUUGGAAACCCUUCAAGAGCUAUGCAGUCAGCCCGCCCUCCUGCUGCUGCUGCACAGCGGAGGAAGCCCCCUUCUGCAGCUCUCCAGGCGCCGCCGCGCUGCGUCCUCAGCCGCCGCGGCUCCCGCGCCAACGCACCUCCAAGGGGACUUCGAGCGCGACGACGAGGACAAAGAGGGGAGUGAGAAGAGGGCGGAACGCGCGCCCGGCGACAAUGCCGAGGGAGAGGGCAGCAGCAUUGUGACUGCGCUCGUUGAAGCCCUGGGGAAGACCGUUCACCAGCUCUGUUUUGUCGGCUCCUUUGACUCCCAAGCUCGUCUCCUCUCGACCCUUGAAUCGGUUCGUCCCCCCGCGCUCUCGCCGCUCAUUCUGCCGGUCCUGCUGCCUGCGGACGCAGUUCUUCUUCUUCUAUCGGCGCUGCCGCGUGCCGACGAGCUUGGCGCGUCGCCGCCGCCCCCUGCGCCCGGCUUGCCUGACGCUUCGUCCUCGCUGUCUCCUUCCCUCGCGUCGCGCGAGGGGGCCUUCUUCCUCGCCUCAACAAGCUGCUUCAAUUUGAGUCUCGGCCGCUUCGACGUCGCGCCGUCGCCGCUGGCUGGCGCCGCGUGCGCAGCAGCGGUCGGCGCGUGGGCGGCGCUCUGCGGGGCGGCGGAGAAGGGCGAGCGCCGCGCGGAGACCUCGGCAGCCGAUCUCCCGCGCGGCGAGGCCCUGCCCCUGCCUGCGGCGUCCGCGGCCGCGCAGAAGAGCCGAUACGUGCGCCUUCUGGAUCGCGCCACCGAUCUCGCGACUCCCAGCGACUUGCAAGCGCCCAACAAGGCGCAGAAUGGCACUGCGGCGCCGACUCACCAACUGCAUCCCUCCGUCGCAGUCGGGCUCGCGCUCGACGGCCUCCUCAAAGUCGUGGAGUCCCUUUACCUCCUUUCCUUCGCGACAGACGCCGAGGAGCUCCUCGGCCGGCGCGGGCCGCGCGGCGACACCCGAGAGAGCGCGAAGGAAGCGCAGGGACGGAGAGCGGGCGCGGAGGAGGGAGAAGAAGAGCCGAUCUUCGCGAUGGACAUCCGCGCGGCCGACUCUCUGCUGCUUCCGCAGCAACAGUAUCUCCCUCUCCCCCUGACCGGACCCCAGGCGGCGUGUCGCACAAUUCUCGGCGCGGCUUGGGGCCCCAUUCUGUCGGCUUUGACGCUGAUUUUUUCAGCGAUCGCGACGUCGCCUGCCUCGAGCUGCGCGGACGCGGCGUCGAGGCCCUCGCCAGCGGGGCCUGAGCCGCUUGCCACGUCGCUGCAUCUGCUGCCGCUGAUGCAGUGUGUACAGAACCUCGUGGGUCUCAGCUGCGCGUUUCGACUCGAUCCCGCGCGCGCGGCGCUGCUUUUCUGUCUCAGCCGCUUCGCCCUUCCCUUCUCGCCCGAGGGGCGCGCCUCGUCGCCUCCUUCCUCCUCCGCGUCCUCUGGGCCUCCAGCUAGCGGCGACAGCGGGGCGGCUGGCCCGUACGCCCCGCCGCUCGGGCCCGCGGCGUCCGCGGGCGCGCCGGUUCCGCCGACCAGCGCGCCGUCUCCCUCUCCUGCUCUGCCGCGCGCCGCGCCGCCGCCUCUGCUUCCCUUCUGGCCGGUGUCUCCGGGACUGCGUCUCGGGGCGGGCUGCUCUGGGCCGCCCCGGGCUCUCCACCCUGCGCCCGCGUCCUCCUCGCCUCCGUCCGCGGCGGGGUCGGCCCCGGACGACGACGAGGGGCUCCGCCGUCUGCCCUCGGCGUUAGGGGCCUCGUCGGCGGCUGCAGCGGCGGCGGCGCGCUCCCCCCGCGAGGACGACGGCGCGCUGGUCGGCGCCUCCGCGUCACUCUCGCUCAGCUGCUUCACGUGUCUGCUGUCGAUCUGCGGCUUCUUCGGGAACCUCUUGGGGCCUCGCGGCUGGGGCGGGGCCCUGCGCGCCCUCCAGGAGCUCCACGCCUUCCUGCAGGCCCGCGGGCUCCUCGGGCCGCCGCUCGCCCUCGCCGACUUCGCCGCCGCUGUCGCCGCGCCCGACGCGGAAACCGACGCAGCGGAGGGUCGGAAGGACGCGGAAGAGACAGACGCUUCACGGCCUACGGAGGAGGGCGAGGCCGCUGCCGAGGCUGAGCGAGGCAUCGGCGGCAAGCAGCGAGCGAGGUACCCGUGCACACCGCCCGCGGAAGUCGUCACGCUUCUUGAGAUGCUGCAGCAGCUGCGCAGUUGGCGUCGGGAGGGCGCGAGCGCCGAGGCGAGCGGCGCGGAGGCGCGCGCGGCAACUGGCGACUAUCCUUUUAUGAGGGCGCUCUUUGCGCACCUGCAAAGGAGACGCACAUGCGACGGCGCCAGCGAGGCUUCUUCGAUUCCUCCGCCAGCAGGGCGACGCGGCGUGACAGUCUCCCGCAGUCUGCAGGCCCUCGCGCUCUGCCUCAAAGUGAGGUCGACCGCGGUCGCGGCGGCGGCCACGGAGCGCGGCACCGAGGAGCACUGCAAGGCCUUCUUUUCUCAAGGCGCCUCGGCGUUCGGCGCCCCCGCCGCGGGCGACGCCCUCGUGCCUGCGACCCUAGAGGCCCUUCGCCCCCUGGAGGACGGCCCCGGCCUCCCCUACGCCUCCAAGGGCGGGGAGACGCCGCCGCGCGGCGCGUCUCUCUCGUCGGGACUGUGGCUGGCCGCCGCGCCGCCGGCGGAGUUGAGCCUGCAGCAGCUUCAGCAGGACGUUCUGUUGCGGUUGGCGGCGUCUCUGGGACUGCUGUUUGACUUUUUUCCCCUCUCGCUGUCUGACGAAGGCCUCGACGCGCUCGCCUCCGCGCUAGGAAGCGCCGCGCUUCAGAACCUCGAUCUCGUGGCACAACCCACGGCCUCCACGCCUCAAUUCGACGCCUCGCAAGUCUCUCAGCCCGCAAGCGCCUCGCGGGCCUUCGCGCUCCCCUCCGCCGCCGGCGGGGCGUCACCAAACCCCUUCGCGGACGCAGAAGUCCCUCUGGCUUCCUCCUCUUCCUCUGCAUCGUAUCUGCCCUUCUGCUCCUUUUCAGCGAGUUACUUGGAGGCGUGCUGGGCGGCGGCGGAGGCCAAAAGCGAGGACGAGGAGAUCGCGGUCUUCCCGGUCGCGAAGCUAGUUGAGAUGUGCUUCUUCAACAUCAAUCGCCCCUGCUUCCCGCGCCUCUGUCGGGGCCUCGUCUCUUCGCUCGUCUGCCUCGCCACGGCGAGCCGAGCCAAGCCCGAAACGCGCGUCGAGGCCGUCUCCGCGCUGUGUGUCUCCCUCGAGCUGCUUCUGCCCGCCUUGCGGCGCAGACGCAUCGCGCGAAUGCGGAAGGCUGAGGCCCUUUUCCCCUCCGCCGCGAGCACUUCACUAGCCGACGAAACUACCGCACGGGAGGGCGGCGGAGACAACUCGCGCGAAACGCUCCCCAAGCCAAGCCGCGGCGGCCUCCCGCACCCAGAGUACGUACACCCAGACGGCGCGGGGCAGGGCGGGGGCGGGGUGCGGAGAGGCGACGCUGCGCUGCCGAGAGACGAAGAGCGCGUGUUUGAAGCUCGGCUGAGGUUGAGGAUACGCGCGUACGUCGCGGCGUGGUGUUCGAGAGGGGGAGUUGGCGGCGGCGAGCUUGAGGACGCGUGCGUCGCGCGAGCGGUGGAGGAAGAAGACGCAGCCGCGCAGGUGGCGCUGCUGUCGCCCCUGUGCGCGCUGCUGACUUCGCCCUUCCCCGGCCCGCGGCUCCGCGCGUCACUGGCGCUCUACCGGCUGCUGACCCGCCGCGGAGACCUCUUUCUCGCGCCGGUGUGGGAGCUCAUUCUGGACGCAGUAGGCCAAGCCACGGAACUCCAACUCGGCGGCGCCUACCAGCGCUUUCGAGCCCGUCUCGCGGCGCUGGCGCGCGAGGAGGAAACGCGAGACGCGGAGGCGAACGACGCAGGCGAAGUGGAAGAGGAGCGCGGAGACUCCGGCCGGCAGAGCGAAGGCCAAAGGAGAGAGAUCUGCGGAGAACGAGACGCGAGACGAGGCGACCAAGAGGGACAAGAAGCGGAGAACGGCGGCGCAGUGGAUGAACACGGACUCGGACUGGAAAGGGAAAUGAAAGCUCUGUUCACACUGCUCGAGCUGCUCGUUCAGGACUUUGCAGAAGACGUCCCCUUGAGUCCUGGCUGGCGCACGCUUGCGGUCUCUAUUGCGGCGUUUGCGAGUUGCUCGCGGCUGGGCAGCUCGCUGGCUUUCCGCGCUGUCGGCUUCCUCUGGACUCUCGCGGACGCGCUGGGUCGGCGCCAGCGGAAGGCCGAGGAGGCUGCAGAGGCCCCCGCGCAGCGCAUCGCCAGCCGCGAGGCGCCGGAGGCGGAGGCGGGGCGAGAGGCGAGGAAGGCUGGGCUGUCGUUCAGGUCGGCGUGGCCUUCGCCGCGCGUGCCAUCCUCCGGCGGCGUGUCGAUAAAGAGUCUCUGGAAGGACUUGUUCCUUCUCCUGCGCCUUCUGGCCGUCGACGCGCGCCCCGAAGUGAGGAACUGCGCGCUGAGGAGCCUGACCAGCGCAGUGCGCACCCACGGCCUCUCGCCUGCAGGACCUGCCCCCCCGAGCCCAGACGCUGCGGCGCGGUCUCCGACCGCGGAAGCGCAGGCGACCAGCGGCGGCGAGGAGGCGGCGCGCGGAGACGAGCGGCGAGACUGGUCGUGGGAGAGCUGCGUACUGCACAUCGUGGUCGCGACUCUGGCGGAAGUCCACGCGGCAUAUAGGCAGGUCGUCGCGGCCGCGGAGGCGCCCGCCGCGCCGGGGGCGGACUCGGCGGCCUCCGCGCCGCCUGCAGUCCCCUCCGCGGGAGCCUCGGCCGGGGCCUUUUUGGUGCACCACUCGCGCGACUCCGCCGCGAAGCAGUGGGGUGAGACGGUGGUCAUUGCGAUGGACGGCGCGCUGGUGCUGCUGCUCCACUGCGCGGCCGCGCAAGAGGCAGAGCCUCGGAGCGCCGCGGGCCUGGAGGCCAUCGCGCACGCGGCCUUCCGCCUCCUCGAGCGCGUCCAGCAGGCGCUUCUCGCCCCGGACUCGGCCUCUGAAAUCCUCAUCGCCGCGGCGAAGACCCUCGCCGAUGUCCUCAAGCUGCGCCAGGCGCGCGUUAAGCUCUCCUCGCUCAGGCGUCUCGGCGGACGACUCUUGCAGAGAGGCGUCGCGGCCGGGUCGCCUGUUCCCGACUCGUCUCCCGCGGGCGCUGCGUCCUCGUCUCUUUUCGGCGGGGCGCCUAGCGUGUGGAGCUUUGGCUGGGAGGUCUACUGGCGUUUCGCGCUGCAGCUCCUCUCGCCGGCGUCACCCUGGGCGCAGGCGGCGCUCGCGUCCGCGCCCUUCUUCUCGGCGGCCUGCUCGCCGCAUUCUAGGCGGGACGAGACGUCUCUGUCGUCACCGGGCGCGUCUAGGCUCCUCCAAACGCGCGAGACGAUGCCCGAUCGCCUCGUGGAGGUCGUCGCCGCCAAAACGAAAGAUCUUCUAGAAACAGUCUUCUCCCCCGAGAAGGAAGGCGACCUGACAGCCGACACACACAGCCACGCGAACGGCGAGGCAAUGGGGAGGAGCGCAGCGGCGACGGCGGCGAGCGAACGAGACCCCGAGGUCUUCCCCGUCGUCGAGAGUGUCAUAGCCUUCCAACUGUUCCUCGUGAUGCUCACCAAUCCGGCUUAUAUUCGGCGAUACGGCCGCCGCCUGGACGACGCGUCUGUCGAGGGCCUGCUGGGAGAGGCCCGCGACGAGCCCAUGGAGCGAGAAAGGGACUCCUGCGGCGUGUCUCAGGCUGCGGCGGGGCGGACGCGUCAGGUGCGGGGGUCGUGGCGUCACGCCGCUGCCGGAGGCGAAGAGGAAAACGCCGAGGAUGCCGCGAAUUCGUUUGAAGGCGAGACGGAUGAGCCGCACCUCGGGGACGCGACGCGGCGAGACCGGGAGGGUCAGGAGCUCGCACUCGGCCUUCUGAAGUGCGAGGCGAUGCAAGCUGCGACGCAAGCUGCGUCUGCUGUGCCUCUCUCGUCUUCUCUGUUUCCGCUGCUUGACUGCGCCCUGGAAUUUGCCCGCACGGUGCCCGGUCCUGCUCUCUCUCUACCUCUCGUGUCCGCUUCCUCCGCCUCUUAUUCGUCUUUCGCUUCCUCUUCUUCUGCUUCCUCCCGCAGCGCCUCCGCGGGCUCCGCCGUCUCCUUUGAGUUCGACCGACUCGUGGCGUCGCCGAGUCUGCAGCGCGCCUCGCUGGCGGCGCUCGUCGCUUCGCUCCCUCCUCUCUUCGCCGGCAGCGGCGCCGCACAGCGCAGUGAGUCUUCCACCCAGCGACUGGCGCCGCGCGUUGUGGAGGCCUCUUCUUCCUUCGUCGAGGCGGCGGCCCGCGGGCACUUCCUUCCGCUGGAGGGACAAGCAGAUCCGUCUCCUUUCUCUUCUUCGCCCUUCGCCCCCUCGCCGACGAAUCCCUUUCAAAGCGAGGAGGGGCGGGGGCGCGGCGAAAACGCCCAGCCCGACGCCGAAGAAGAGAGGGAGCGUGGAGGCCGAUUCCUCGCAGGGCAGAGAGACUCGAUGACGCGCGGCUCGCUCACGCCCAGCCCCGCUCCCCCCUCCUCUUUCUCCUCGACUUCUUCGACUUCCCCCGCUGGCUGGCCGCCUGCACCGCGGGUAUGCGUCCCCCCCGGGCCCUCGCCCUUCGCGCCUGAGGGGGGGGACGGGGAAAGGAGGCAGGCGCAUCCGCCCGAAGCGGCGGCGCCCGCGUCCUCCGUGGUCAGCGAGCCUCCAGGGGCGGAAAGCCGCGUCUACACAGAUCUUCUUCUGCUGGAUGGCGUGCGAUCGCGCCUCGGGCUCGCGCCCUUCCUGCCGCCGCCUGUCGCGCCGGUCUCGGCUCCGGAGUCGCCUCCGCCGUGGGCGGCUGGCGCAGAGGCAGACGACGCGCUGGCAGGACAAGCAGAGCACGAGGAGAGAGAGCGAGAGGGGGGACGGCGCGAAACCUCGCGCGCUCGCAGUCCGCGCCUCGGGGCCGUCGAGGCUGAGCUGAGGGCCGUGCUUGCAACCGUCGAGGAGGAGGAGAAAGCGCGAAGCGCAGACACGCCAGAGGAAGCGAGAGAAAGGCUGCUGCUGUUUCAGCCAAUUGUCGCAGCGGUGCGCGUAUCCACUGCACAGGUGCCUCUUCUCGAGACUCUCGUCAAUCUGCGACCGAGCGCAACCGACGCGCCGGUCGCCUUCUCACUCCUCGUCCCCCUGUUUCUCAAGGAGCUCUGCGAGACGUUCCUUCGUCCAGAGGUGUUUUUUCGGGACUCUGCGAGCCUGGCGGUUGGCUGCCGCGUGCUCCUGGAGCUGCAAAUCUUCUUCAGGGCUUCGUUCGUUUCGCUCAUGCGCCAGGACUUUGCACGAAGCAAGGCGCACCUGGCCGCCCUGCUGGCCUCGCUUUCUUCUCUCUCCCCGAGCGGAAGGGGUCCCGCGCCGCCAGAGGAACCCGCGGAUACAGGCGAGAACGAGGAGGCGAGCGGCGACAAGACAAGCAGCGACUCGCCGCCAGAAGACGGCAGCGAGCAGGUGCCUGCGAAGCGCGGGGAGAAAGAAGAGCGGAGUCGCCGCGAAGGCCGAGAGGGAUCAAAGCAAGAGAACGGCAUCGCGCGGCGAGGCGCGUUCGCGAAGCACCGCGGCCCGCAGGAGGAGCUCCUGUGGCGAUACGCGACGUCGACCGGCAUGUCGAUUGCGACGCCGCAGCUCGCCUACGCGCUGCCCACGUCGCGGCGACCGCGAGGCAAACCGCGCGCGAAAGACACGCGCGCCGGGGAGGCACGAAACUCCACGCAAAGCUGCGCAGCGGAGUCAACGCGCGAGGCGAACAGCGGCGCAGGCGAGGAGGCCGCGGCGUCGCAGGCCGCAGGCGGUCGGGGGGCGGGCAGCGCCGAGCGAGCGGAGACAGACAAGAGAGGGCGAGCGGCCGAGAGCCAGAAGGGCCCUAAGGGCGACAAGGAGACAACCUCUCAGAGGAGUCCGCACCCGUCUGAUGAGGCGCUGAACGGGAUGUUGCCCUCGCCUUCAUCUUUCGCUGCCGCGGGCUGCGCAUGCCGCGGCCGCCCCUGCGUCGGGUGCGCGUGCGAACACAGCCCCGCGGCGGUGCUGCUUCUGUCGCUGCCGCGUAUCUUUGAGUUUCUGGCGUGUCUUGCCGAGACGCGGACGUCGCCCUCACUCAAGCGGCUGCAGGCGUGGAAACUGGCGCUGCAAGUCGCUUUUGUCCUCACCGAAGACGCGUUCGCCUUCCUCUCGCGCCUGAGCUGGCGAGCGCCCCGCGCCACGUUCUGCGUGGGUUGUACGGCUGGCAAGCGCGCGCGAGAGGCCAAGCGCCAUGCGCCGGCCUGCGACAAAGGCGUCGUCUUCUACUCCGCUGCGACAGCCGCCCUCCGCCGCUUCCUCCGCGUGCUCGCCAUGCCCCCCUCCGCAUCUGUCUCCACGACUGUCUCCGCGUCUCUCUCUGCGACUGUCUCCAUCUCGCCGUUCGCACCCGCGUCGCCCUUCUUCUCCUCCGCUCCGGCGCCACCCGCUGCGCGCCAGGGGCCCCUGGGCGAGGGCGGCGCUGCGCUGCCGUCUGCGUUUUUCUUCGACCGAUGGAUGCUCAGAAUCGCCGCAGAGACACUCGCGCGGCCUGCGCCACGUCACGCGCCGUGUGCGCCCUUCUACCCUUUCUUUGUACAAAUCCUAGAUCACUACUGUGCUGCGGGCAGCGAGCGACCCGCCAUCAUCGCCCACGAAGCCUUCUGCACGCUGUUUGACCUCUCCGAAGACCUCUACGCGCGGCGGAAGAGUGGGGCGCUCUUCGCAGAGGCGUCGCUUUCGCGGACGGCGGACGCCGCGACCCGCGCACGCGUCCAGAGUGUGCUGCCCCUGGUGCUGCGGCGCUGUCGCGCGAUUCUCCAGCGCUUCGCCGCGCCGGCGAAGCCCCUCGCGACGCCUGAGUGUCGCCACGCGAAGGCGGGCGGGCGCGGGUCGGUCUCUGAAGGCGCGCCGCAGACAGAGGCUGCGCGGUCGGUGGCGGCGCAUGGUCGGUCGCAGCUGGUGCUGUUCGUGCUGUCGCGUCUCCGCACGCUGGAGACGUCGCCGCGGGCCUUCUCGGAAGACUCAGAAAGCUUCUGCGGACUCGAAGCCGACGCCGACGCGAAGCGCGCAGACAGAGAGAAGGCGCAGGCCGUGCAGGCCGCGGCUGCAAAGUCGCCAGACUCCCGCGACCGCUUCGGGCAGCAGGGCGACGCGCAUGCACCCGGUUUCCCAGGCACAGCAGAUGACAGCGCCAGAGAGGCAGAAGAGAGCGCGGAAGAUGAACGCUGCGCCUCGGGAGAUGCUGCGGCGGCCUCCAGCGAGGGAGCGAAAAAGCAGGAGUGCAGGACGCUCGCGCUGCGCGCAGCAGGCUCCAAGGCGCAUCUGCUUCUCCUCCUUCCUCAACUGACUGCCUGCAUCGGAUGCGAUGACAAGUCUGUGCGUCGCGAGAUCCAAGCGACUUUGUGCAGCCUCUGUAGGGAGCUCGGCGUCGAAGAGGAAACCUCGCUUGACCGACUCGCCGCCCGAACUCGUGAAAAUCGGGAGAAAUAA